AUACAUACAUACAUACAUACAUACAUACAUACAUACAUACAUACAUACAUACAUACAUACAUACAUACAUACAUACAUACAUACGUGUAUAAAAAUAACUCCUUCAUUUUUUAGUUUACGAACAAAUUGUGAAAAAUGAAGAUUCAACUUGCCAUCGUCAUUUUUUUAAUAACAGCUGUCUUUGCAAAACAUGAGUCGAAUAAACGUCAUAAAAAGUUAGGAAAAGCAUUACAUGCCUCAAAGAACGUUGAAAAAACAACAGUGAAAGAAACUCCAUCGCAAAACAAAACCAAACUCAAUUUUGAGGAGAGCUCUGGAGAUACUAGCGCACAAAAUCCACAAGAUGAUUACGCAACCCCAGCGCCAAUUGGUGAGAAUGAUUUCGAACCAGGUCCAGUUAAUACACCGGUCCCAAUGGGUCAACUAGAUCAAACAGCAUUGCCCACACCCGAAAUAGAACAACCUGGUGAGGUGGCAACUACACCAAAUCCAGACGCUAAUUCUGCAAGUGUGAAUCUAGUUCAAUUCAACCCUGUAUUAACUGAACAACAUAGUUCCGGAAACGGGUGUUUCAGCACCUUUAACUAUUAUUUCAAUACGGCUUCAACCGUGGCCGAACGUAACCAACAAUAUAUUGUCUUAAGAGAAUGUCUCAAGGGAAAGUGUGACAUAUCUACGUGCAACGACCAGCAGUCUAAGUGCAUGAAAGUAGCUCUAAACAAUGAAAACAAAAUAUACGAAUGCAACUUCUACUGGUUUGGAUGUGCUAACGAGAAUUGUUCUCCUUCCCUAUAACUUUUAUAAAUAUAUUCUUAUUUUAUUAUAUAUUAUUAGGACUAUGUAUAAUAUUAUUUUAUUAUAUAUCA
This is a messenger RNA of Hydra vulgaris (swiftwater hydra), 866 nucleotides long. RefSeq lists its product as uncharacterized. The record is from RefSeq and is a predicted model, not a curated record. Lineage: Eukaryota; Metazoa; Cnidaria; Hydrozoa; Anthoathecata; Hydridae.